Adelges cooleyi (spruce gall adelgid) is the source of this 1862-nucleotide messenger RNA. RefSeq lists its product as uncharacterized. The record is from RefSeq and is a predicted model, not a curated record. The coding region runs from base 33 to 1514 and encodes 493 amino acids. The transcript is spliced from 2 exons. Lineage: Eukaryota; Metazoa; Arthropoda; Insecta; Hemiptera; Adelgidae.
CUGUCGAAUUGUGUCGGUUAGUUUUUAUCAUUAUGCGACUUCAAUUAAGCUUUAUUUAUUUAACGUUAAAAUUCAUUUUCUACUUGUCUACCGAUGUUAAUGGACAACACGAUGACGAAGAAGAAUAUAAUCCUCAUAAAAGAUUAUAUGAAUGGGCUGUACAAAGACCAACUGGUACCGAAAUAACCGUCGCAAUAUCGGAUUCAAAUGUUUCUCGAGAUAUUCAAAUUGGAAAACUGCAACCGUUCUUUUAUGUCGGUCGGUAUCCAGAUGAAUUCAUUCAACUACUGAACACGUCUAAGACGUUGAGUCCCAAGCCAAUUAUAUUUACCAGCGCUGAAAUAACCACACUGACCUCGGAUCCCGACGACGAAUCGAAAAACAAAAGAAUUGUCACUCAAAUUAAAUUUUACCAGAAAUUACAAGAAAUACGGUGCACGAAUUAUGUACAUUUAUUGUUCAUAUUACCAGACGUCAAAGAUUCUUUGGAAGACAUUUCCCGGUACGUUUACAAUAUGAUAGACGUGUCGUACAAAGGGAAGUUUAUAGUGAACGCGUGGAUUUGGGAACUCCAUAUAAAACUAUUGGGACUGCAAUCGUCCAAGUUAGAAAAUGGAACAUUUCUAAACGACCACUUACCGGAAAUUAACGAAACCCUAAUGAAAUCGAUAAUGUCGUGCCGAGAAAAUAAAUACUUAAUGGACCACUUUGACCACACUUUAAAACACUACAUGAAUGAACCUCGUGAUCAUUUAUUGUUGCAAACGUUUUUAGAAAUCUAUGACCAAACAAUUUACCGUUCCGUCAAAGACAAGGAACUUUAUACAUUGCGUAUCGGUGAGGAAAACUUUUUGUUUCGUUCCAUGUGGGAUUUUGCCAGAGAACUGAUCGGCGACACCUCUGGCCUUGAUAUUCAUUGGUACUAUAUGUACGAUCUACUCGUAAAGCAUAUCGAAAACAUCAACGAUCAAUACGAGAAGAGAGUAUGGACAACACAACCAAGCAAGUACAUAGAAUAUCACGAACUAAUUUUGGACGCCAUAAAGGCACGAUUGUACAGUUACAUAUGGAUCCACCUGGUUGUUUACCAAAAACUUGGUUGCGGUGCUCAGAAAGAUCACGAUUGGUUUCUGAAGAAAUUAAACGAAAAUCUAGAUUUUAUUUACACCGAUCAACAACCCUUUAACGAAGUACUAAUUUUGUUGAGCAAAAUAUCCGAACGCGACGACGAGAAGAUAACUGAAGCUAUAAAAAUAUUGUCAAAGGAAGUAAACCGGAUUCUAAUAAGUCAUACUGAACCACAACAUAUGUAUCAAAAGGCCGAAAUUAAUAAUAGGUUUGUCGAACGAAUAUGUAUGGACGUAAAUUCCAAAUUUCUAGAACAAAAUACAAUCGAUUUGGAUCUGUUCGUUUGCGUUACUAAGAAGCGUUUGAACGGAUCAAAUCUAAGUGCUCUGUUGUUUUAUAUAAACGGCACUAAAACCACCGACUUUGUAUUAUCGAAUACUAUAUGACAAGUGUACUUGUAAUGUCUGUAAAAUAAAAAAAAUAUUAACCAUGUACCGCCGAAUGUAAUACUCUUAGAAUAUACAGAAAUUAAUGUAUACUUUUAAAUAAUAUGUUAUUUUGAUAUUAAACUUUUAUUUGAUUCAUAAUUAGUGUUGGGAAUUAUCUAGAUAAAUUAUCUGGAUAAAAAUGUUUUAACUAUGAUCUUACAUUGAUAAAAGAUACUAAAUCUUAUUGUCUCAUAGAUAAGUGAUACAUGGUUAUCACUGAGGUCAUUUAUCUAGAUAGAAAUCGAUAAUACAUUAUUACAUGAAGUGGUAAUUGUAAGAACCACAAUGUCCGCAUAGAAAUAAAUA